GAAGAAGAAUGACCACCCGUAGCUAUGCCGCUCUAAUCCUUGCUGCCUGGAUCAAUGCGGUCUUCUGGGCUUCCAUGCCUGCUGUAGGCUGGGCUAGCUACGCCCCGGAUCCGACUGGAGCAACCUGCACAGUAAAUUGGAGGAAAAAUGACGUGUCCUUUGUUUCCUACACAAUGAGUGUAAUUGCUGUUAAUUUUGUUGUACCUUUAACAGUCAUGUUUUACUGUUAUUACAAUGUUUCCCGGACAAUGAAACAAUAUGCCAGCAGUAAGUGCCUGGAGAGCAUCAACGUCGAUUGGUCGGACCAAGUAGAUGUGACAAAGAUGUCUGUGGUGAUGAUUGUAAUGUUCUUGGUGGCGUGGUCUCCAUAUUCUAUUGUGUGUUUAUGGUCUUCCUUCGGAGACCCAAGGAAGAUUUCUCCUGCCAUGGCCAUCAUAGCUCCGCUAUUCGCAAAAUCUUCCACGUUCUAUAAUCCCUGCAUUUAUGUCGUCGCAAACAAGAAGUUUCGGAGGGCAAUCCUGGCAAUGGUGCGGUGUCAGACAAGGCAGGAGAUCACGAUAAGCAAUGCCUUGCCCAUGAGCGUAUCUCAGAGUGCGCUGACAUCGUAG
Molecule: messenger RNA, 608 nt
Organism: Eurypyga helias (sunbittern)
Lineage: Eukaryota; Metazoa; Chordata; Aves; Eurypygiformes; Eurypygidae
Gene: RRH
Product: retinal pigment epithelium-derived rhodopsin homolog
Exons: 4
Biological process (GO): visual perception; G protein-coupled receptor signaling pathway
Cellular component (GO): membrane; photoreceptor outer segment
Molecular function (GO): G protein-coupled receptor activity
Source: RefSeq, a predicted model, not a curated record